Prunus dulcis (almond) is the source of this 953-nucleotide messenger RNA. Its product is annotated as protein ELF4-LIKE 4. NCBI's taxonomy places the organism in Eukaryota, Viridiplantae, Streptophyta, Magnoliopsida, Rosales, Rosaceae. The transcript has 2 exons. Gene Ontology annotation, biological process: entrainment of circadian clock; positive regulation of circadian rhythm. The record is from RefSeq and is a predicted model, not a curated record. The coding region runs from base 395 to 739 and encodes 114 amino acids.
AUUGACUGGGUUUCUGGGGUCUUUUAUUGUUGAGAUUCUUUUCCACUUAAAAAUUUAAAAUCAGAACUUUGAAUAGGUUGGUUCAGAAAACACAGAAGGGAAAGGUUCCUUUUCUAGGUAAAAGGGGUAUUUGCUUUUAGGUCAUUAAAAACCCAUGUCUGAUUUUUUUCUACUUGGUAAGUUGUCUGUGGUGAAGACAUAUCCUUAUCCUUGUGUUUGGUUCCAAAGAAUACAGAGGAAAAGAAAAGAAUAGGAAAAUUCACCGCUAUAUUGUUAAAACUAAAAGGUAAUUCAAUUGUUGAUUGGCAACAGUUGAAUUGUGGCUUACGUAUACGUUGGUUCCAGAUUCUGGCAAACAAGGACAAGAACUGUUCUUGGCUGAAGUCAAAUUAGAAUGGAAGGUAGUAUAUUUACAGGCAUCGGAAAUGGAACCCAACUAGACACCAAGGUUGUGCAGACAUUUCAGAAGAGCUUUGUGCAAGUGCAAGAUAUUUUGGAUCAGAACAGAUUGCUAAUUAAUGAGAUUAACCAAAACCAUGAGUCCAAGAUCCCUGAUAACCUCAGCCGGAAUGUUGGCUUAAUUAGAGAGCUUAACAGCAACAUUAGAAGGGUCGUAGAUCUCUAUGGUGACCUCUCCAGCUCUUUUUCCAGGUCAAUGGAAGCUUCAUCAGAAGCUGAAUCAGGUGGGACUUUGAAAUCUGAUGGAAAAUCUAGCGAGAAGAGAAUUAGAUCCGGGUAAUUGUUCAAAAAUUGGCUUUGUUAUAGUUAUAGAUUCUGCACUCUUCAUUACUGAAUAAGAAAAAGUUUGUACUACCAGAGGGAAGAACUUGAUGAGCUCGUGUUACUCUUCUGUAUCAAUUAUAUCUAUUUGAGGCUCUGUGCAACAGCUUCACUGCCACAAACUUUCAUGAAAUAUCUCUAUAAAAAUUUAGCGCUGUAGUUUUCAGUUUCAA